AUGACUUCAGAGGACCAUCUUCCAGCGCUCGCUCCAGGGCCUCGCGGCCCCGUCAACAAACAACCAUUCACUCUCAUGAAGCCGAGGAAAAAUUCCACGGCCUGCCUGCCGUGUAAGCAAGCGAAACGGAAGUGCACCGGACGCCCCGCACCUUGUAAAGCCUGUCAGAACACAGACGCUGAAUGCGUUUUCGAUGAGACGCUCGACCUCAGGCGUAAGGUCGCUGCUAGACGCACUCUUGGCGAGCUGGAAUACUAUCGAGGCUUGUUGUAUUCCUUGCUAGAGUCACUCCGCUCUUCGGAUAAAGACAAAGUCAAUCAUAUCUUGGAGACUAUACGCGGCAGCGCUCUGUUAUCCAAUGUUGCCAAUGUUGUGGAUGCCCCAGCCGACUUGAGUGACGCGAGUUCCGAUAACGCCAAACCCCUAGCAAACACAGAUGAUGCCAUAGCUCAACAGGAACGUUUGGCCGCUGAUGCCCACUCUCGAAUAACCCUAGAGAAACUUUGCGACAUCCCCGUAUUCCAAGUGCCGGUCAAGCCUUGGACAACCGUUACCGACGACGGUCAUCUCGUUUCGCAUUUGAUCUCCUUAUACUUCACAUGGGAUCAUCCAUUGUCGCAAAUCGUUGAUCAGACAGUGUUUUUGAGACAUAUGAGGGAGGGAAAUAAGAAUACGGAAUUCUGCACCCCUUUCCUUGUAAAUAGCAUGUUAGCAAUUGCAAGUACAUAUUCUGAUUUUCCUGAAGUUUUUGCUAUCCCCGGAGAUGUGGCCUCUAAAGGUGCAUGUUUCUUUAAUGAGGCAGAGCUCUUAUGGAAAGCGGAAGAAGGUCGUCCAUCAUUGGCCAACAUCCAGGCUCUUGCUCUGAUGAGCCAUGUGCUGAAAUUGAAAGGAAAGCAUGACGUUAGCUGGCUGUUGUUAAGGCAAGCCGUGCAGCUUGGACAAGAUAUCGGGCUUUUUCAGGCCCCGAGGACGGGGCACCGCAAAUGGAGAGACGCGUCUAUUGAUCUGCGAUCUGCUGGAGCAGCGACUGCUUGGGGACUAUUUAUUCUCAAUUCACAAAUGUCCAUGGAAUGUCGGAAAACCGCUAACCUAAAACCACCAAUCUUCGAGCCUCCUGGGAGAGACAAUGUCAGUGACGACAUUGUAUGGAUCCCAUAUCCUCGUUCCAACCAUAUUGAAUACGAGAAGAAGCCUGCCUUACUCCGUGAGAUCAUGAUCCAAACGGUGGGCUUCACGGAACUUGUCGUCAACAUGCAAGAUUUGCUUUUUGAUGGGGCAUUCGAUAUGAAUAUUGGCGACCUAUCUAGGGCGAUAAGUGCUGUGUACACUCGCCUAGAGACGUGGCUGAGAGGCCUGCCCGGCCCACUGAAAAUUGACAAGGAGACUGUACAAGUUCCGCAAGUAUUGAGUCUGCAUAUCAGAUACCAUCAUGCCAUCAUCCUGCUCUUCGAAUUUUUAGUGAACCACGAGGACUUUGUCCCUAUGUUGCUUCCGUCUGAUGUUAACCACGCUCGGUUGAUCCGACUUCAGUCAGCGAAGCAGAUCGCUGACUAUCUUCUCCUAUACCAUGAAGCAUAUGGGCUUAGACAUGUUCCCGGCCAGAUGCUAGAGCCUGCCAAUGCAAGCUCCCUUAUCUUACUCACUGCUUUGGACGAGUGUGAAGAUGAUUUCAAAGAGGAAUUCGUUGAAUUGUGUCGGUUUCUAGUGGCCUUCAGCAAGAGAUUCUCCCUCGCUAGAGAUAUGCUCGCGAAUAUAGAAUCUACAGCCAAGUCCAUGGGGAUCAAACUCCCCCCCGAAGCCGGUACAGUGCUCGACCACAGGAAUUUGGAAUCUUCCCAGUGGUUAUAA
Messenger RNA from Aspergillus pseudonomiae, 1848 nucleotides. Its product is annotated as putative C6 transcription factor. Lineage: Eukaryota; Fungi; Ascomycota; Eurotiomycetes; Eurotiales; Aspergillaceae. Gene Ontology annotation, biological process: DNA-templated transcription; regulation of DNA-templated transcription. The transcript is spliced from 6 exons. Gene Ontology annotation, molecular function: DNA binding; DNA-binding transcription factor activity, RNA polymerase II-specific; zinc ion binding. The record is from RefSeq and is a predicted model, not a curated record. Bases 1 to 1848 code for a protein of 615 amino acids.